ACGUAAUCUUGUCACCGCGAUAACCCUUUUCACAAACCAGCGACCAACGAACACAUUGAUUGUAGAUGAUAGUGAACUUUUCGACAUUUUAUUGAAAUGUAUAAACCGCAACCGCUGCGCAACCACGACGAGGACGUGGAACAUGGCCACGACAGUGAGGAGGCGCAACAGCGUCACGCACACGCACUGCAAAUGUGCCUGUUAUCGGCAUUUCUGCUCAUCUUUUUAGCCGGCACCGCUUAUCACACGAAGCCAUUACCGCUAAGAUCUCCACUACAGCAACUGCAGCGGCGUGACAAUCAGAAAUACAAUUGUAAUCUGACGCUUGUGGAAUCCAUACCCAUUGGCCUGAACUUUACACCCGGCAGCCCGCAUUUCCCUAGCACCUUCGAUGCCUGGGAUCAGCUGUUGAAUCUGACCAAAUCCACGCUGGAUAUUGGAAGCUACUAUUGGACGCUGCGUGGUGAGGACACGGGUUUGAAUCACAGCACCGCUCAUCCAGGUGAACAGAUAUUCCAGCGUCUCCUAGCCAAUGGUGUGGGAGAUGGACCCAAGAUCAAAAUACGUAUAGCACAAAGCUCACCGUCGAGAGUAUCACCUGAUCUGGAGACACAAAUCCUCGCCAGCUAUGGUGCCGCCGAAGUGGUUACCUUGGAUUUCCCCAAAUACUUGGGAGCGGGCAUCUUGCACACCAAACUCUGGAUUGUGGAUAAUGAGCAUUUCUAUUUGGGCAGCGCCAACAUGGAUUGGCGUGCUCUCACCCAGGUCAAGGAGCUGGGCGUGCUUGGCCGGAAUUGUCCGCAGCUAACCAGCGAUUUGGCCAAGAUCUUCAAGGCCUAUUGGUAUCUAGGCAGCAAUGAGAACGCACGCAUUCCAUCCUCCUGGCCCUAUGAUUAUGGUACCAACUAUAAUCUGGAGCAACCCAUGAUGCUGAAUGUGCUCAAGGAUGCCAACACAAACUAUACGAUGCAAGCAUUUGCUGCCAGCUCGCCGCCUCCGCUCUCUGCCACUGGACGCACUCAUGAUCUGACUGCCAUUCUGAACUCGAUCAAUUCGGCGCUGCAAUUUGUGCACAUCUCGGUCAUGGAUUAUUUCCCGCUCAUCAUCUUCGGACCAAAGCUACAGUAUUGGGCGGAGAUUGAUAAUGCGCUGCGCACGGCGGCCGUGGAACGCGGCGUCUCGGUGAAGCUGCUCAUCUCAUGGUGGAAACACUCCGAUGCCAGCAUGGACAACUAUUUGCGCUCUCUUCAGGAUCUAUCCAUGACAAGUCGCCAACAUGUGGACAUACAAAUUCGUCGCUUCAUUGUGCCCGCGGAUGAGGAUCAGCAAAAGAUUCCCUUUGGACGUGUGAAUCACAACAAAUACAUGGUCACCGAUCGCGUCGCCUACAUUGGCACCUCCAACUGGUCAGGAGAUUACUUCACAACCACAGCCGGCAUUGGUUUGGUCUUUAAGGACACUCAACCAAGUGCUGCGGCAUCGCUGCGCAAUGAUCUUGUGAGCAUCUUUAAUCGCGACUGGAACAGCGCUUUUGCCAAAGAAUUGUCUUAG
Drosophila albomicans is the source of this 1551-nucleotide messenger RNA. RefSeq names its product 5'-3' exonuclease PLD3-like. Gene Ontology annotation, molecular function: catalytic activity. The record is from RefSeq and is a predicted model, not a curated record. The transcript has 2 exons. The coding region runs from base 97 to 1551 and encodes 484 amino acids. Lineage: Eukaryota; Metazoa; Arthropoda; Insecta; Diptera; Drosophilidae.